Rhinolophus ferrumequinum (greater horseshoe bat) is the source of this 705-nucleotide messenger RNA. RefSeq names its product golgi associated RAB2 interactor family member 6 (gene GARIN6). Gene Ontology annotation, cellular component: nucleus. The record is from RefSeq and is a predicted model, not a curated record. NCBI's taxonomy places the organism in Eukaryota, Metazoa, Chordata, Mammalia, Chiroptera, Rhinolophidae.
AUGGACGGCCAAUCUGCGUUACCAUAUUACACAGCCCAAAGCAGCCCUGCCACGGGCACGUUCAGUACCUCCAUGCGAAAACUGCAGCGGCAGCUGUACAAGGGGGAGUAUGCUAUGUUCAGGUAUGUACCAAUGUUUGACAGCGACUUUAUAUAGGUCAGCCAAAGACGAGGAGUGAUGGACACGCACAACCAUAUUAGAAUGGUGACCGUGGGCGUCGUCCGCCCCAGCCCCCACCUCACACUGCCAGAUGUUGUGCUGCUGGCCCGACCAGCUGCUAUUGAUGGCUAUAAUAGAUAUGGCCCUGCCACCCAGGAAACAGGUAACAAGCCUACACAGAUCUUACAGCUAACCAGGCUGCUUCCCUUGAAGUUUGUAAAGAUAUCCAUCCACAACAGUACAAAACAACAGCUGCCCCUGAAGCUUGCCUCUGGCUGCUCUCUUUACCUUCAGCUAUGUCCCUGUUCAGAUACAAGAGAUCUGUUUGUUCACUGGGAAAACCUCAUUUACAUCCUGAGACCACCAGUGGAGGCUUACAGUGGUGCCCGGCCCAUUCUAGUUGGGGACACACUGGACAUAACUGUGUUUGGAGAAGAAGAUAAAAGCCCAGAGGUAAGUCUGUGCAGUCUCCAGAAGAUGGAGCCAGGGUUUUUUGGAAGAGCAGCUAAAGGUCCUGUGGAGCUUUUGGUACUGAGGCUCACCUAA